Molecule: messenger RNA, 327 nt
Organism: Durusdinium trenchii
Lineage: Eukaryota; Dinophyceae; Suessiales; Symbiodiniaceae
Source: the annotation of a GenBank genome assembly
AUGUCCAAGAAGUCACCGGGAGACUUCAUCAAGCAGGUGCUGGGGCGCCCUGUCAUCGUGAAGCUGAAUAAUGGUGCUGACUACCGGGGGAUCUUGACGUGCCUGGACGGCUACAUGAACCUCGCCAUGGAGAAGACGGAGGAGUAUGUGGACGGCGAGCUGAAGCAUAAGUAUGGAGACACUUUCAUUCGUGCCUUUGCAGUGCAGAGCAAGCGGUUUUCUGUUUUGGUGCGAUGUGAGUUCGGGAUUUCUUUUUCAAGACCCUUGACUUUUAAAAGGAACCAUUUCGGCAGCAGGGCUCAUUUCGGCAGCAGGGCUGACACUUAA